Molecule: messenger RNA, 2572 nt
Organism: Leptinotarsa decemlineata (Colorado potato beetle)
Lineage: Eukaryota; Metazoa; Arthropoda; Insecta; Coleoptera; Chrysomelidae
Source: RefSeq, a predicted model, not a curated record
UGCUGAGGCCAUUGAAUUGAUUCGAAAAGAAGAAGUAUAAGUUUGGAAUUUGAUUGACGUAUUUGUUUAUUUCCAAUAUUUAAAGUCGUUCCUCAUUUUUAAAGGUGGAAAAUGUGUUUAUGUUUGAUCAACGAGCGACAUACAGUUUUAAACGAGGAUACUUGACUCUUCUUGUCUUCUUAUGACGGUUGUCUAUUCAAUCAUGAAUGCAUUUAACAGGCAAAGUACUGCUAUAGAAAGUUCAAGGGAGUUGAAGGUAGUUCUCCAUAAAAAUCCAUUGAGAGAUCUCACCAAUACAGAUAGGAAGUGUAAUACAUGCGAUUUGAAAAUGAAAACAGCAAAAUCUAGGAACAGUCCAGUACAAAUUCCACAAAGCUCCAAGAUUAAUAAAAGAUUCAGAAGAAACGUUGGGAGGUCCAGAAAAUACUCAAAAAACAAUGAAAAUCAAGUUAUUUCCAUAGAAGGGUCUGAAGAAAACGUUCCAGUAUUGAAAAAUUGCAAAGUUCUAUUGGAGAGGAAGAAGUUAGAGCCGACACUUCAGAAUCAUGGUGCCAAUAAAAAUGAACAAAAAAGGGAAUCUCCUAAGUCAAGUAUUACUGCAACUCGAAUAAGUACUCCCCUUGUGAAACGGUUGCGGAAGUGUGAAGAUAGACAUUAUUUUGAAUCUUCUCUAGAAUGCUCAACGGUUGAGACUUCAAAAAUAGAAAUAAGAAACACUGUUGUUUCUAAUGAAAAAAUCCCUAUCUAUAAACAAAACAUUAUUGAGGACAACUGUAAUAAGAAAAGGGAUCCUUAUGAACUGGACAUACCAGAUUUUGAUGAGAAAAAACCUAAGAAAGUCCGAAAUCUCAAUAACUCAAGAAAACUCAACAAAACCAUGUAUGAUUUGUUACAAAAAUUAGAUAAAAAUGAGAAGAAAGGUAAGAAAAAAAUUGAGAAAUAUACUGACAAAGUUAAUGGAGUACUGAAAAGAGUCAUGAACAAAGUUAAUGAUAGAAACAAAACUGUUACAGAAGUUGCUAAGAAAAUUGAUGUGUCGAAAGAUACUGCUGAGUCUGAGUCUAUGAAAAAUAAUCAAAGUACUAUCAAAGAUUGUCCAAAUUCAAGUAUUUUCAAAAAUGCAUCAGAAUCUGAUGUUUCAUCACAAAGACAUUCAAGUAUUUUAGCAAAUGUAUCAGAGGCUGAUGUUUCAUUGGAAAAAUCUAAGAGUAGUAUAAAAGCCGAUUUUCUAGGAUUUGCAAAUUCAGUAAGUCAGUCAGUAAAUGAUGUCAAUCAAAAUGAGAAUCUGAAAAUUCCAGUGAUCAGCAAAGACUUAAAUGAAGCUACAAAUGAACAAGUAGUAUUCAUCCCAAGCAUUAAUGGUUACCAAUGUGAAAGUGGAUUUUUAGGUUUUCACAAUAAUGAUUUAUUGAAAAAAUCGGUGGUCGGUCAAACAGACAGCAAUAUCAAUGUCAUUAGUAAUAUUUGCUUGAGAUCACAUGAGUCCGCAUCUCAUACUAAUGAAGAGGACAGUAACUGUUCUAGUGAAAUCGAUGCAGACAGUCAAUAUUUUGGUUUUGACAAGGAUAAUGAUGAAGUGGACUUUCACUCCCAUACCACUAUUGGAUCUCCUGCUUUCUUUAACCGUAGACCAAAAGCUAACAGCACAAUGAUUGGUUUGACUCCAAGAAGCCCAUGGCGAUUAACAAUUCCUGGUAGGCGUAACCACCACUUUCUGUUGAUCAAGCCCAACUCUCUGCCUUCUUUGAAUCAAGACAUGGUUUUGGAUCAUACGAUGACAGAAGAAGUAGAACGAAAUUCCAAGACUAGAUGUGAAGAAGUGCCACGGCCACAGACCCCUGUUCAAACUAGUAUUCUAGAUUUUGUAGAAAGUUCCGUGGACCAUUUUUCAAAACAAAAUGAAGAUAUGAGACAUUCCAGCCUGUUUGACUAUGAUGAAUUUGUUGUUCCAAAACGAAAAGUGCUGGGUCUUUUACAACAGAAUGGCAUUAGUAAAGAACAAAUGCAGUCAACACCCAGAAAAGACCUAUACAGCCACACCACUUCUCCAAAUAAUUCAGAAAUGAGCAAUAUUUUUCAGAGUUAUGAAGAGAAUGAAGAAAACAGGAAACCCACUACUAGUAAACCAUUUAGAAUUAAUUUCCAUGAAAUAAGACAGUACAAAAAGAAUGCACAAGCGGAAAAUGUACCUGAGUUACCUUUAACUGAAGAAAAUCUCUUAGAAACCAAUGAAUUAAUAAUGAAAAACCAAGAUGACACAGUAAUUGAGGAUGUGCAUCUAUUUGAGGAUUUUGAUUCAAAACAAGACAUGGAGCUUUCCAUAAAAUUGCCAAGUAUUACGUACAAAAGAAAACGGGGAAGGAAAAGGUUAUUGUCUAACGCAUGUGAGGAGGCUGAUGAAGGAAAGCCAAAGAAAAAGAAAAAAGAUAUGAUGACAAAAGCUGAGCUGGAUGCAUUUGAGAAAUGGGCAGAACAAUUUAAUUCCAUGUGUAAAGAAGUUGAAGAACAUAUUAUCACUAAAUUCCCUUUUCAACCAGAUCACUUACUUUCAGGUAUUUGUAAAAAGUUCUGA